Messenger RNA from Ricinus communis (castor bean), 1192 nucleotides. Its product is annotated as tropinone reductase homolog. The transcript is spliced from 5 exons. Gene Ontology annotation, molecular function: oxidoreductase activity. Lineage: Eukaryota; Viridiplantae; Streptophyta; Magnoliopsida; Malpighiales; Euphorbiaceae. The coding region runs from base 198 to 998 and encodes 266 amino acids. The record is from RefSeq and is a predicted model, not a curated record.
UUUGGAAAUAUGGCAGUAGAAUGGUUGGUUGAUAAAUUCCCUGAUAAAUGAGGCUGUGAAUAGGCACCCAAUUGCGUUGAAUUGAAGUUCAAAAAGGAAACAAAAUUCAAGAAAGUACUAGCUACACUUGAAAUCUUCCUUUCUUCUGUCGUCCUGUGAUAUUGCCUGAUUUGUAUACUAAGGACAUUGAAGCACGCAUGGCAGGAUUAGAUCAACUGGGUUGCAGAGACCAAAGAUGGUCUCUGCAGGGUAUGACCGCACUUGUCACCGGUGGAACCAGAGGCAUUGGAUAUGCUGUAGUAGAAGAACUAGCAGGAUUUGGGGCAAAAGUUUAUACGUGUUCGCGCAACGAGAAAGAGCUAAACGAGAGGAUUAAAGAAUGGGAGAUUAAGGGAUUUAAUGUAUGUGGUUCAGUUUGUGACCUCAUUUGUAGAGACCAGAGACAGAACCUGAUUGAUACAGUGUCCUCUAGUUUUGAAGGGAAGCUCAAUAUCCUUGUGAAUAAUGCCGGGACAAUUAAGCAUAAAAACACUGUAGAUUACACUCUUGAAGACUACUCAAGUAUAAUGAGUACCAAUCUUGAGUCUCCUUAUCAUCUUUGCCAACUUGCAUAUCCACUCCUGAAGGCAUCGGGAAAUGGAAGUAUUGUUUUCCUCUCCUCUGUUGCUGGGUUCAUAGCUUUACCAUUGAUCUCUGUUUAUGCAGCAACUAAAGGAGCAAUCAACCAAUUAACAAAAAACUUGGCGUGUGAAUGGGCUAAGGACAACAUUCGCACAAAUGCUGUUGCUCCUUCUGGUACCAGAACUACGAUUUUACAAGAACCUGAUCCUGCUGUCAUCGAGGCAUAUGCUGGAAUAAUACCUCGAAAUCCAAUCCGCCCAAUUGCAGAGCCGAAUGAGGUUUCAUCGCUAGUGGCUUUCCUUUGCCUUCCUGCGGCUUCAUAUAUCAACGGGCAGGUGAUUUGUGUGGAUGGAGGAUUUACAGUGAAUGGUUUUUAGUUCAUCCUGCAGUCUCUCUUGUCCUUAAGCGGUCUGCAACUCUAUUUCUAUGAGUAGUAGCUCCACAAUUUUGAUCUGCUGCUCUUCUUUUUCUUCCAAGGUUUGACUGAAAAUAUCUCUACUGUGUCAUUUACUAUGUGAUCUUCUCAUGGUUGUCUGUAAGAUUUAAGCUGAAACACCUUUCUGAUUGAACA